CGCCGAACGGCAGUGCUGCAAAAGUCCGGACAAAGCUCGCGCCGCCCACCGCACCCGAUCCGCCUCGCCCAGGCGUGCUGCCGUCCGCUCCCUUCUCCCGCGCCGUCGCCUCCGCCUACGCCCGGGCCGACCCGCUGGACCCAGCGUGCGCCGCUCCACUCGGACGCGCCGCCGCCCUCUCGGGUUGAGGCGGAGGUGCUUGGGGACCCGCCCCCAUGGCGAGCGCCGGCAACAGCGGCAGCGGGGACGACGAUGCAGGAGGGAAGCUCCUGGCGGAUCGCUACCAGAAGGGCGAGGUCCUCGGCGAGGGCACGUAUGGAGUCGUCUUCAAGGCCAUCGACACCAAGACUGGAAAUACAGUCGCGGUAAAGCGAAUCCGGAUAGGAAAGGACAAGAAGGAAGGUGUCAACUUCACUGCGUUGAGGGAAAUUAAACUACUUAAGGAGCUGAAAGAUCCUAAUAUUAUAGAGCUGAUUGAUUGUUUCCCUUACAAGGAAAAUUUGCACCUUGUGUUUGAGUUUAUGGAGACCGAUCUGGAAGCUCUCAUAAAAGAUAAGAACAUAAUACUCUCUCCAGCUGACACAAAAUCAUAUGUCCAGAUGAUGUUAAAAGGUCUAGCGUUCUGCCAUAAGAAAUGGGUGCUACACAGGGAUAUGAAACCAAAUAAUUUACUCAUUGGUGCCGAUGGGCAGCUCAAGCUUGCUGACUUCGGUCUGGCCCGUGUGUUCGGGAGUCCAGGAAGGAACUUCACUCACCAGGUCUUUGCACGUUGGUACCGGGCACCAGAAUUAUUAUUUGGCUCGAAGCAGUACGGAUCUGGGGUGGAUAUUUGGGCCGCUGGAUGUAUUUUUGCUGAACUGCUUACUCGCAGAGCCUUUCUCCAGGGUUCUAGUGACAUUGAUCAACUUGGGAAGAUUUUCGCAGCACUUGGGACCCCAAAAUCUUCUCAAUGGCCUGACAUGGUUUAUCUUCCUGAUUAUGUUGAAUACCAAUAUGUUGCUGCACCUCCACUACGUACGUUGUUUCCAAUGGCCAGCGAUGAUGCUUUGGAUCUUCUGUCAAAAAUGCUUACCUAUGAUCCAAAAGCAAGAAUCAGUGCUCAGCAGGCUCUAGAACACAGGUACUUUUCAUCGUUACCUGCACCAACAAGACCAUCGCAGCUUCCAAGGCCACGUCGGAAAGGAGAUCAAGGGAAUAACAAGAUUCCUGAUCUCAACCUGCAGGAUGGCCCUAUGGUGCUCUCCCCGCCAAGAAAGUUACGUAGGGUGACAGCGCAUGAAGGGAUGGAAGGUAUGCACAGGACAGAUAAAGUGGACGAACAUCCUUCUGGGAUGAGGCACACCGAUGACAUGCCCAGUCAGAGUUCUAGAAUUCCAAUGUCAGUUGAUGUUGGGGCUGUGUUUGGCACACGACCUGCACCUAGGCCAACAUUGAACAGUGCGGACAAGUCUCGUUUAAAACGGAAACUUGAUAUGGAUCCAGAGUUUGGAUACGCGGAGUAGAAGGAACACAUGUUUACAUGCACCAUUCUUUUCUUAUUGGGGAUGUUGAUUUUUAAAAUAAGAUUCUGACACAAUCAACUGAGAUGUUACCGUCAUCGCCUCACGAAGAGGAAAACUGAAGAGAGAUUAUUCUAAUUUAUCCCGAGUCACAUAGGGUAUUACAGCUAACCAAUUCCGUAAGGCAGGCUCUUGAAAACAGUAGACUCAAUGGGAUAUUCAUGAGUGGAGAGUGUUAUGGGGAAUUGGAGGAUGGAAAAGCUUGCUCCAUGCGUGUUUGUACGUGUUUUGCCAAGAUUGUGCUGAAGCAUCUGAUCUAUCUACUGAUUCUCUAUUUUCCGUACUGUCAAUUCCCGUUCUUGUAUGGACAGAGCUUUGAGCAUGUUUUCAGUCAGACACCUUAGGCAGUGAUUCUUAUUGUACAACUUAUAUCAUCUGACAUUUCUUUUGAGAUGAUUAAACAAUGCAUGGCGAAAAAGGGGGGAAAAGUGGUCUUGAUUU
Molecule: messenger RNA, 2000 nt
Organism: Zea mays
Lineage: Eukaryota; Viridiplantae; Streptophyta; Magnoliopsida; Poales; Poaceae
Exons: 7
Coding region: 216-1502 (428 amino acids)
Biological process (GO): positive regulation of transcription by RNA polymerase II; protein phosphorylation
Cellular component (GO): nucleus; transcription factor TFIIK complex; cytoplasm
Molecular function (GO): cyclin-dependent protein serine/threonine kinase activity; ATP binding; RNA polymerase II CTD heptapeptide repeat kinase activity
Source: RefSeq, marked provisional